AUGAGUGAACGACACAGAUUUUCCAGUUAAUAAAAACUUCCAAUCUUAGAUUUGACAUAAACAAAUAGAUUUCCGACGGAAGGACUUAAAGUUAAUAUUACAGUCUAAUCAGGUGAUGCAUAAUUCGUUAGUUUCAGAUCUUUAAACGAACUCAAUCCUAAGUUUGGCUUUCCUAUAAACUCCAUGGAUUCAUCAUAACAAUUAAAUUAAACAAUCUAGAACGACCUAACCUAGAAUAAGAAAAUGCUUUUGAUGUUAGGAAAAACUCUUUACAAAUAAAAAAAUGAAUACUAAGAAUAUCAGGAAAACAUGAUUAAAAAAAUAAGAACCGUCACCAGAAUGUAAAAGUAAGUUAAAAAAGUUCCACAUCGAAUCGAGUCUUUUAAAAAUACUUAUGAUAAUUCUCCAAAUGCUAUCCCAUAAUUUGCAAAAAAGAAAGUGUCAUUCCCAAUGUAUUUUAAUGGAGCAUUUUUUACAAAACUUUAGCAUGUUUGGGUACCUACAAUUAGAGAAAACACUAUGGCAGCAGAUUUCUAAAAAAAAAUAUACAUGUUUGGUGGAAUAGGAAGUGAAGUUAUGGGUGAUUUAAUUGAAUAUGAAAUACAAACAGGUAAAUUUCGAGAGAUUAAACAAAAUGGUGAUAUUCCUCUCAAUCGUUAUGGUCAUUGUUUACAUAGUAUUGGUUACCCAAUGACUUUGUCGACUCAAUUUUCUUAUGACAAUUAACAGUAUAGUUAGAUCAAUGGGAAACAACUCAUAAUGUAUGGAGGGGAAAUGUAGUAUAAUUCUGCUUUGAAACUAAGAGAAAAUCUGAGUGACACUAGAAUUUUUGAUUUGGAAACAGAAACAUGGUAAAUACUAAAACCAAACAUUGAGAAUAUUCCUGAAAGUAGAAGAUCCUUUGGUAGUUGUAUAGUAGGGAAGGGAUUGAUUGUUAUGGGUGGUAUUCGAAGCAGAUUCUCAGUUUUCAAUGACAUUCAUUAUCUGAAUUUAAAUCUUUGUAAAUGGAAUCCAUUAGAUACAUUUAAGAAUCCAUUUAAUAAAGGAUUGGCAUUCCAGUAAUUAGUUUGUGCUUAUAAUAAGCCAUAACUGAUCUUUGAAAAAAAGGAUACAAGAAGCAAACCCUACAAACCACUUGAACAUGAGGGAAUCUAUUGUUUUGGAGGGUGCUAUAUAGAUGAAAUGAAAAAUACGUAAUUCUACAGCAAUUUUAUGGCACUCUUAAAAUUAGAUUAACCCAAUAAUCCCUGGGUAAUUCCUGAAACUUCUGGAAAACAGCCUGCUCCCAGAAUUCAACAUACAGCCUCCUAUGUAUAAGAGAUGAAUAUCAUAAUCAUCUUUGGUGGUCGAGAUGACUCUAGGAGCAACCCUUAUUUUAAUGACUUAUUCGCAUAUAAGAUUUAAGAAAAGGAAUGGGUUCAAUUAGACAUUUAUGGCAAUCUUCCAAGGCCAAGAGCAUCUCAUUCUGCUGUGGCUUACAAAAGUCAAGUGUUAUAUUUUGGGGGAGUGAGUAUGAAUGGAUACCUGGAAUUUUCAGUUAAUGUGGCAGAAUUUAAUUAAAAUCAGAUCAGACAAUUACAAGCAGAAAUGAAAGCCUAUGAACAAACAACAGAAAUUCAAAGUCCAAAAGAAGAAAGACAAUCGAUUUUAACUAAACAGUAUUUCUCAUUGCAUUAAGCUGCCCCCAUCUAAAAACCUAAAUAAUUGACAAAGGCUGAGGAAAUGAAUUAACAGAUCUAACAACUGUCCUUUUCAAAUUUUCCUCUACAUCUUAAAUGA
Messenger RNA from Paramecium tetraurelia, 1779 nucleotides. RefSeq lists its product as uncharacterized. Gene Ontology annotation, molecular function: protein binding. The record is from RefSeq and is a predicted model, not a curated record. The transcript is spliced from 4 exons. Lineage: Eukaryota; Ciliophora; Oligohymenophorea; Peniculida; Parameciidae.